AUGCGCGGGUGUGUAACAGAGACAAGUUUAAUCGUGGUCAGUGCGAGAGCGGGGUGGGGCGCGGCGCACGGGCAGCGCUCCCCGCAGGCGGCCCGCACUCCGCAGUCGUCCCACAGUCGUCGUCGCGAUGUGUCACGCAGUGGUUCUAGGCGUGCUGUUCUCUCUUCCGUCGUAUCUGUACUCGGCGGUGCCGUUCAGGUUAACGUCCCGCAUGAAUCAUCAUCACCUAUUGAAAUUGCAUCAAUAAUUGCGGUCACGAACUAUAUAGUGUUGCAACAUCGUAAUGGUGUUGGGGAUCGC
Brenthis ino (lesser marbled fritillary) is the source of this 300-nucleotide messenger RNA. Lineage: Eukaryota; Metazoa; Arthropoda; Insecta; Lepidoptera; Nymphalidae. The record is from the annotation of a GenBank genome assembly.